AUUACACUUUUUUCUCCCUAUAAAUUAAUUAAAUACAGAUUUGGGCACAGAAUAUGAUCUAUUAAUUAUUUCAUCACCAAGACAAGAUUUUUAGUGUGAUCAUAUAUUGCAAGAACAAGAAAGAAAGAAAGAAAGAGAUAUAUCAUCGAUCAUGGCUAGUUGUCGACCCUGCAACAAAAGUGUGUUCUUGAUGGUUAUGGCAGUCAUGCUUCUAAUGGGUGCUUUCACUGACGUUGUUCAGGGAUACAGUCGGCUUCGCCCUCAAGAUUGCAAGGCGCGAUGCACGUACCGGUGCUCGGCGACGUCCCACCGGAAGCCGUGCAUGUUCUUCUGCCAUAAAUGCUGCACAACGUGCCUUUGUGUGCCGCCGGGGACUUACGGCAACAAGCAGACCUGCCCUUGCUACAACAACUGGAAGACUCAAGAGGGACGUCCUAAAUGCCCUUAGAACACAUUUAUAUAUAUAUAUAUAUAUAUCUCUUCGGAAUAAUUAAUGUUUGAAGGAGUGUUUGUAAGUCGUCGUCGAAUUGGUAUGGUGAACGGCCUCGACAAAGUUUUCAAGUAGAUAAUUAAAUUAAGGGGUAUAUAUAGCUAAUAAUAUACUCCAUCCGUCUACAAAUUAAUAUCCUACUUUUUUAUUUGGAAUGUCUAACAA
Molecule: messenger RNA, 655 nt
Organism: Andrographis paniculata
Lineage: Eukaryota; Viridiplantae; Streptophyta; Magnoliopsida; Lamiales; Acanthaceae
Product: protein RSI-1
Exons: 3
Coding region: 152-448 (98 amino acids)
Source: RefSeq, a predicted model, not a curated record